This is a messenger RNA of Capra hircus (goat), 8058 nucleotides long. It is a transcript of the gene C28H10orf71, whose product is annotated as chromosome 28 C10orf71 homolog. Gene Ontology annotation, biological process: positive regulation of calcineurin-NFAT signaling cascade. Gene Ontology annotation, cellular component: Z disc. Bases 3094 to 7383 code for a protein of 1429 amino acids. The record is from RefSeq and is a predicted model, not a curated record. The transcript is spliced from 3 exons. Lineage: Eukaryota; Metazoa; Chordata; Mammalia; Artiodactyla; Bovidae.
UCAGCACUGGUUCAAUACAAUAUUCAAUACAGAGUCCUACUAAGAAGCUUUUUGCGGGCUUUUUGUACUAAGUCUUUGAAAUAUAAGUAUAUAUUUUACACUCAGAGCAUUUCUCAGUUCAGACCAGCUAGGUUUCAAGCACUCACUAGCCACAUGUGGUUGGUGGAAACCAAAGCGGGUGGCGUGGCUCAGGUCUGGCACACCAUGGCCCAGAUCCAUCUGCCCCUGCUUUUGCACAGCCCUGUGAGCCGAGAGUGGGCUUCCCAGGUGGCGCUAGUGGUAAAGAACCCACCGUGGCCCAAGGAGCCUGGUGGGCCACAGCCCACAGGGUCUAGUAGCGGCUGUGAGCUGAGAGUGGAUUUUAUAUCUGAAGAGGAGAGAGAAUCAAAGCCAGAAUAUUCUGUGAUACGUGAAAAUUACGUGAAAUUCAAAUCUCCGUGUCCAUAAGUAACAUUUGCCUGGAAUGCAACCCCACCUCUUCAUCUACAAAGCAUCGGCUAACUGCUUUUCAUGGCUGAGUAGAGCGCUGACAAAGGCGGUCUGACCCACACAGCCCAAAGCAUAUACUCUCCAGCCUUUUACAGAAAAAGUUCGCCAGCACGCCCUCCAGGAGCACAGAUGGAGCCCAGCUCCUGGCCCCUCACUCGCCUCCUGGCCCGUUUCCAGGUCCCUCCUAGUGGCUAACCUCUCGGCUGGUCACCCUGAUUUUGUUGGUGUUUGGUAGUAGUUUAAUAGAGUGGAUUUACUUCAUUUCACAGGACAGUUUCUGUGUUUUUCUUUUAAAUCUUUCAUUGUGAAGUCCUAAGCCAAGAGUCCCAAAGGAAAGGCCUCAAAGAGAGCUCCCAGACCAUGUAGCCCUCAACUGACUUUGACAGCCACCAAUCUGGCCAUGGUUUGUCAGACGGGGGAGCAUCUCUAAGGAAGGAUCUUCAGUGACCUGGGCCAGUGGCCUGUUUUCCAGCCACGCGUUACAAACAGUGGCCCCCAAAUAAAUCCAGUCCUUCUGCGCUGGGCACCAUUAUCAUGCCCCAUCCCUUCUCAAAGCCACUAACUCUGAGUUCCUGGUAAGGAGAUCCAUCUGAUGAAAAGGUCUGAAGGUGAGAAGUGUCCUGCUGCAGACACCCCACUCUGCCAGCCGCCCUGAGGACACCCUUUCACUGUGCUGACACUCAGGUACAGAAUCCCGCAGUUAACAAAACAAAGCAGUAGCCAAGGAGAUGCCCUGGCCAGACUUUACUCUCUCCCCCAGAGGGAGGCAAGCAGAACAGGUGGAUGGAAGGAAGCCGUGCUCCCUGCACUUAGGCUUACAGAGUGAUUGGCUAGAGCGGCUAGGACGCCUGCAAGGGACUACUGUCCAGACAGGUCAGAAGACGAACCCUCUUCUUCGUCCUCAGAGCCAACCUUAGUCAUGUGGCAUCCAGGACCUCUGCAAGCCUCAGUGUUCUCAUCUGGAAAGAGGGCGCAUGAACAGUCAUCACAUAUAGGGAGAAAAGAUAUCAGACAGUGCCUGCCACAUAAUGGGUGCUCAGCAAAUAGAGGUUCCCCCUUCUUAUCUUUCCCUAACUCUCCAGCAGGAAGCAAUUCUCGGUGAAGGAACAAAAUGGUGCUGGGCCCCAAGACAGAGUACAGCAGGGGGCCCAUUUACAUAAGGGCUCAGAACGGUGCAGGCCACAGAGCAAAGGCUUUCCGUGUGCACCAGCAUUAUUAUUCUGUUAUUGUUAUACAUGUGAUUAUUAAGCCUUGGGAAAGUACCAACUUCCUGAAGACAUGUAUGGAAACAACUCUUAAAGAAGGCUGAGCACUGGAAAACAAAACUUGGACAAGCUGUUCAGCACAACCACAUCUCGAGAGCAGAAGGAUCAGGGGAGCUGCCUCACAUUAUGUGCAGAGAUGUGAACUUCAAACACCCAGAAGUGGAAACUGGCCUGAAGGACCCAUUCCGCAUUGCCCUCCUUUACCAGCUUCUCAGUGUUUCUAACUAGUACAGAUGAAGAACAGAGCAGAUCUGUCCCCAGAUUUAGUUAGUGGCACCGCGCACGUCCAGACAGGAGUGAGGCCAUUUUCACCCGUGCUGCCAGGCAGCUCCCACGAUGCUCCAGAGGUUCUGUGGGGAGCCGGAGGCAGUGAAGUCACCGCAAGGAGUGUUCGCCAGAGCACGCCGCCUGAGGACAGCUUUAUUUAUGCUCUUGCAGAGUGUACAACCAGGCCUUGUUUUUCUGGAUGACCAGGGAGCCGGCUCACAUAGCGUUCGUGAUUCUACAUUUAGAAUUGUGUCUUCAUUCACAUUCUUUCCACGCAGCUCACAGCUCCUGGACUGGGAGAGAGUGGUCACUUUGCCUGGGCCCGUCCCCCCGGAAAGAUGCCAGCUGUGGCUCAUGCAGACCCUGAGCUCUUGGUGGAGCUUGGACUAAGUCGUCUGGCUGUGUUUUAUGCCUGGGGUGGUCCACACCAGUGCCCCACCAGGAGUGAGCCAGACAUGGGGUCUCUGGGACAGGGCAGCUGGAGGCACAUUCUGGGGGAAAUCAGAUGCUACAGUGGUCAGCUGUGGUCAGCCUAGCUGGAUGGGGUCCCAGGCCAAACUCUGAGAGCUCCUGCUCCCAGGACAGGCUUUUGCCGGGUCAACUGCGUUUUAUUGUUCUCUCUCGACCCCUCCUGCUGACGUCAUUGACAGAGCUGCCAGCCACUGCCCUGCCCCCAAAUGUUUCCUGAACCAUCCUUACAGUUCUCUUUUCCCAACCAGCCACUUCAAGCAAACACCAUCAGCACCUGCCACACAGCAAAGCUCACCACUUCUAGGAUCCUAAACCAGACAUGAGGUCAUGUUCUCCAUCUGUGAAGAAUUAAAAAUGGAUAACAAUGUCAGCAAAUGUCAGUGUGAAAAGAAGUUUUAAAACUACAGAUCCUAAAACCCAACAAGGCAGGCACCUGCAGCCCCCACUCCUGUAACAGAGAAAAAGAAAUUUCCACUUUGCAAUUGCAUCUGAUCAUCAGGAAGCUCUAGUUUUGUGGGAAGAGAGCUGCAUCUGACCCUUCUGAAAUCACACCCAGAGGUGCCAGCUGGCUGACGGGGACAGGCUUCCUGGCUGGCGGACGAUGCAGGGGAGUAAGAAGUGCGCGGAUGGCUUCAGCGACUCCUCAAGCAUUGGCAGUGUGCUGGAUGACGCAGACAAGGAGGUGAGCAGCCUCACGGACCGCGCGUUCCGGAGCUUGUGCAUCUCAGAGGACGCGUCCUUCCAUGGCUCCGACCUGGCCCUGUCCCCGGAUACCACCCGCCAGGUGUUUGGAAAUUUUCACCAGGGAAUGGUGAGCCACACACACAGGAAAAGCGGCGUCUGGAGUCAGUUACCAUCCCAAGGCACUGAGCAUGCAGGCUGGGCAGCCACAUUCCAACAGCUGCCCAAGUAUGUUCAAGGGGAGGAGAAGUACCCCAAAGGCAGCUCCCCACUGACACCAGCCCAGAGGCGACUGGAAGUGCCAGUUUCUGGCCUGAGGAGCAGCAACAAGCCUGUUUCCAAAGUGUCAUCUCUGAUCAAAUCUUUCGACAGGACCGAGAGCCAGCGCUGUGACAGCCGGCCUCCUGCCAGCAAGCCCCCAGCUCUCAAAGAUCCCCCCAAAUUUGCUCCUCUUCCGGAAAGUGGCGUCAACUUCUGCUUCGAUUCUGCCUUUUUGACCGUCAGGAGGGUGCCUGCCGAAGUCUCCAGCACCCAUCAGACUAGCCACCAGCCUGGCCGGAAGCACGGAGAGCAGGAAGCCCCUAAGAAUCCUGAAAUGGCCAGUCACGGCCCCAGCAGCUUCCUCCCAACACCUGAACAUGCAGCCAGUUCAUUUGAGCCAAAGUUCCCCUCUCCUGCCCACAAGGCAGCCACCAGUGAGCCUGGAAGGGGCCAGGAGUGGGCUCGCAAAGGGACCUUUCUCCAUAGUGAGAACAGUGCUUUUGAGUCAUGGAAUGCCCACCAGCCGAGGCUACCUGAGAGAAAGGAUGCUGCUGACGCUGUCCCAGAAAGCAAGGCUCUCAAGCAUUAUGAGGACACGCCCUUGUUAAGAGAGCCCCCGGCCCCUGAGCACAAAACCUCCCCCUGCCGUGUCCGGGCCAACUGCAGUCAGGAAGAGAACAAGAUGGCUGCAGGGACUCUCUCCACAUCUGGAACCUGGGUGUCGAGGGAUUUGGGACCCCAGAUAUUUGCUAUGGAAGAAAACACUUCCAGCUCACAGGCUGACCCUCCUCCACUGAAACCGACCCACGCCCCCUGGAGGAAACCAAAGUCUGGCAAUGGAGGGAAAGACAGUCUGCAAGAUGCUUCAAAAGAGAAGAAACAGACCAACUGGAGAGGCCCAGCCUUGUAUACAAAGCACAACCCCCAGGCGCAGUUUCCAGAAAAGGAUGCUCUUGAUAUGCCUGUGGAGCCGCACGAGCCUUACAAUCCUCCUUUCAACAUCAGUAAGCUUCUGACCCCUGUCAUACCCACCAAACAGGUCCUGGAAUCAUCUGAGAGCCAGCCAGUGGAGAGAACCCCUUCACCCCCAGGACAGCUAAAUGGAUACCAAGAGAAGGAGCCCAGCGAAUGUCAGUCCCGGGACAGCUACAAAUCUAAAGCCCCCAGCCUGCUGUUCAACCUCAAAGAUGUGCGGAAGCAUGUCAAGAGCACGUACAGCCCCUCGCCUCUCAUGAAAGGCCUGGAUGAGAAAACCAGGGGCAAGCAAGAAUCCCUGAGCAAUGGCGGACUCCUUCCCAAUGGGCUCGAGGAAAACCCUCCAGAUGAGUUCUCUAAGGAGACACCAGAUGACGGCCCUUCUGUGCCACUCGCCAGUACCCAGAAGGACCCCAAAGCUGACCCUGACGCAGCCUCUGCAGACAACUACCUAACUCCCACCUCACCAUCAACUAUCACCAAAGCCCCCUUCUGUGUCAAUGGCGAGGCUGCCGACAGGAACAGCUAUGAGAAGGACGAUACCAAUGGAGAAUCCGAGUUGGGUGAUGCCAGGCCCAGCUGGCGUUCGGACUCCAGGCAACGCCGCCACAGGAGACAUCUGUCCCUGAAGCUUUGCAGAGAAGACCCUGAGGCAGGGAAGGCUGCAGAGACCCCAAAGACCUCUGGCCUAGAGAAUGGAUUCUUGAGAUCCAUCUCUCAAGAGACAGAACCCGAGAGAGAGGCAGGACUUCAGAAUCCAAACUUCAACCCGAAAUUCUCCCCAGGGCCCCUUUCUCCCGAGGAGGAAGAUGUGUUUUACAGCGACAGCCAAUCUGAUUUUACGCCAGGCCUCAAAAGUAAGGCCAAGUUCAGCACCAGCUCUUCAGAUCAGUCCUUUGCCUCGUUUGAGGAUCAGCAGAAGUCGUGGUUCACUGAGACCCAGCAGGAAGACGGCAGGAACGGCAAGAGUGCAGGUAACGGUGGGAAGGAUGAGCAGGAGAAAGUGAUGGAGGAAGAUGAGCUAGAGAAUGGGAGUGCGUGCGUGGAGGAGCACAGCAAGUGGGAAUCCUCGCCAGAAGAAGAGGGUUUGCCAGGAGGGAGCCCCGGGAAGGCGCCAAGGGAGGAGGCUGAUUUCAGAGGCACUGGGACAGGGGGGAGAAAGCCAGGCACAGCUCUGUCACAUGCCAAAGGUCCUGCCCCUUCACCAGCUUCCACUUCAAACAAGCACAUACUCUUCGCAAUUAAAGACAACACCCUGAGGGCCACCCCCGUGAUCAAACCCAUCAUGCUGCCCCUCCUGAGGUCCAUGUCCUCGGAGUCCCCACUGGGCAGUGGCCACAAAGAAGAAGAACCGCCAAGGCCAGGCUGGAGCGGGGAUGCUGGUCUCUGUGCCCCUGAGAGCCAGGAAAUGCCCAGCACACUGACACCCACCAGUGCCCGGGGCACACACGUGAAGGGGGUGGCCUGUGAGGGGCUGGAGGACCACGAGUGGGUACCCAGCGCCGCCAGGUCGGAGACCUCCCAGGCAGCCCCAAAGUGGUAUGUUCCAUCUUCUCCAUUCACAGGAGAGGGCCAGGGGCUGAAGCCACCCCAAAAGGCCACACAGAAAGUUACGGUGAACAAUGGCAAGAGUGGUUCAACAGACCCGGUGAAGCUGGAUGCUCCAAGGUGCAUCCCUACCAUAACUCUGCCGGAAGAUGACCCAGAAGACCAGCUACCGCCACAGCAGCUGGGAACCUUUUGGGAAGAGCAGGUGCAAGGCUUCAAUAGUCACUUUUUGUCUACCCCCAGAGCAGGGCCCCCAGGGAGAAGAUGGGUCACGGGUGAGCUGGCGGCUUCCCCCAAUGCCAGCUCCCUGGAGGAGAGUAGUGCAUGCUCCCCGGCUGCCAGCAGCUUUUGGGACGAUGCUUCCCAGGCCCCCAGUGAGCCUGGCCUGCUGCCAGGGGAGCCUCCACGCAGCAGCCCCUGGGCCAGCCCCAGCCCUGGCAGGGUGGCCCGGAGGGAAGAGUUGACCCAUGCCCUCGCGUGGGAGCCUGGCUCCGACCCUCAGCUGGAGCCAUCGGCCGAAGACCUCAGGACGCUUUCUCCGAGAGGCUCACUGCUGGACGUGGCCGCCAGCUCAGCCGGCCUCCUGGAGAAGCCAGAGCCUCCUGCUCAGCUGGAGAGGGCGGCCGGCAAGCCACCCGCAGUCCCGCCCAAAACAGAGAAGGCCCUGCGGCGGGCAAAGAAGCUGGCAAGCAAGAGGAGAAAGAUCGACCAGCCACAGGAAAAGCAUGGGGAACGCCGCGAAGAAAAGCUGAACCCUGAGGACUCGGAGCGGAGGCCACUGUCUCCCGGAGAGAGGCCCCGGCCCAGGCUCCCCGUGGUCCGCGCCCUGCCCCCUCCCGCGCACCGCCACUCCGUGGCAGCCCUUUCAGAGCCAGUCCAGAGGAGGCCCGGGGGGCCCCAGGCCCUGACACCCCAGCCCCCUUACCCUGCCACCCAGAAGGUCCUCCAGGACCCCCAGUCUGGAGAGUACUUUGUCUUCGAUCUGCCGCUCCAGGUGAAAAUCAAGACCUUCUAUGACCCGGAGACAGGCAAAUACGUCAAGGUCUCCAUCCCAUCCUCUGAGCGGGGGUCCCCUGAGCCAACCCCGCCGGACGCCCUUGCUGCUCCCUACGUGCUCUACCCCGGCUUCCGGCCCCUGCCCGUGACGGCUCUGAUGCCCCUGCGCUGCUCCUCCCAGCUCUCUGCCCCCACCUUCCUAAGGCAGCGCCCUCACACCACCGAGGCAGCCGGCCUCAGGCCCCAGAGCGUCCACGAUGUGGGCCUGCAGCUGCCCUCUGAGGCUCCCAGCAACCCCACCCAGCCCUCUGCAGGCCAGCGCCCCGAGGGGCCUCCCCAGAGUGCAGGGCAGGAGAGGGGAGAGGCUCCAAGCCUGGGCAUCAUCUCCACCAAUGACCUAGAGGACUUUGCCACAGAAGGCAUUUCUUGAGAAUCAUAGUGGACAAACCUGCCCCCGGCCCCGCAACAAAACCAGAAAAGCUACUUCCCUCUCUCCCCGAACAACCACACACACACAUACACAUACACACAUCAACUCAUACUCAGCUGUUUGAGAUCCCUAAAAUUUGUGAGGAAGCCGGGAUCCUGAGCAAACCCAACCUGAGGGGCUCACCUCCCUGGGAGGGCGCUGCUCUGCUCACAUAAGUAGAGUCCCUUCAGAGCUCCUGGAUCUCAGACUCCUCUUCCUUUCUCCUUCCCUCCCUGCCUCCCUGUCCUUCUCCCCUGACCCUGGCACCCAUGUGUGUCCAGCCUGAUUCCUAACAAGCCUUCCCUUCAGCAUCCCACCCACUCCUCCUCAAGGGCCGACUCACAGCCUGAGCACAACUAAGGCCCCCAGAAACCCUGUACCCCGCUGAGCCCUGGCUGGCAAGCACAUGGCCCAGCACAUCCCCUUCUAGGUCGGGUCAUACAGGGGCCACCCCACCUUCGCUCAGACCCAGCAGCCCUUCCGGCUCACCCUAGUGGGGAAACAGCUGAGGAGCAACCCAAGGCCAUCUUGCAGAAAUAUUUAUUUGAAUAGAAUGGGUUUUCCUUACUGAAGAAACUUUCCUCUGAAGGCUAUUUUCUGAUCAUCUUGUAAAAAGUGAAACAAGUUUGCAGAUGA